AUGAGUCACUUCCACUUCCUCAACAAGGUCCAGCCGAAGCACGUCGAGGAGCUGCAGUGCGGGGAGAACACGGCGGCGGUGUUGCUCAAGAAACGGACCAUCUCGGUUCAGGAGUCGCCCAUGCCCAUCCUGCAGCCCGAUGGAGUGCUUGUCAAGGUCAUCUCCACUGGCACGUCCUUCUCUCUCGCGACGAGGUCAUGCAUCUGUGGCUCGGACAUGCACAACUACCUCUCGGGCGGAGUGGGCGGACGUCCUAUGAAGGAAGCCAUCAUCCCGGGCCACGAGUCUGCUGGAGAGGUCAUUGCGGUGGGAGAGCUGGUGACGAGCCACAAGGUGGGCGACCGGGUCGCCGUGGAGCCGGGACUGCCUUGUCGGCGGUGCAUCAACUGCAAGAAUGGGAGGAGCAAUAUCUGCUUGGACAUGCGGUACUGCGGCGCUCCUGGAUCGGUCGGAUCUUUGUCGAAGUACUUUGCUCUUCCUGCGGACAUGGCGCCCAAGAUCCCAGACAAGAUCUCGUGGGAUGAGGCGGGAAGCAUUCAGCCUCUGGCAAUCGGUGUUCAGAUUGGCAAGCGAGUCGACCUCAGGGCUCAUCAGACCAUCGCCAUUUUCGGGUGUGGUCCCAUCGGUCUCAUCACCGCAGCCGUCGCGCACGCCUACUCCGCCAGCAAGAUCAUCGCCUUCGACAUCAAUCCCGACCGUGUCGCAUUUGCCAAGAAGUACAUCUCCCCCUUGACCGGCAAGCCCAUCAUCGACCAUGUCUUUCUGAACAAGGUCGUACCCACCUCGGCCCCCGACGACAAGGACACCGGUCUUGCGAGCAAGAUCGGAGAGAACGGGUCUGGCGCAGGCGUAGGCGAUGGCGAAGUGGAUGACCAUCACGAUGAGGUAUCUGUCGCGGAUCGGAAGUGGGAGGCUGCGACCAAGAUGGCGGCUCAGUAUCUGAAAGAGGCUGGACUGGAGGAGGAUGAGGGUGUGGACCGGGUGAUCGAGGCGACGGGAACGGAGGACUGUUCGAUGUUGGGCGUGGCGAUCGCCAAGCAGGGCGGUAUCAUGCUUGCUGUCGGUCUCGGCCACCAUCAGACUCUCGCCAUCCCAACGAUCGCCAUCACAAACAAGGAGCUCGACUUCCGCGGAGUGACUCGCUACACCCCAAGCUGCUUCCCAUCCGCUAUUGAGAUGCUCAACCGCGGAGUCGUCGACCUCAAGCAGCUCAUCACGAUCAAGUUCCCUCUUUCGCAGGCGCAAGACGCAUUCGAGGCGGUCGCGAGCGGCAAGCACAUGAAGGUGUUGAUCAAGAAUCAGGAAAUGUGA
Messenger RNA from Dioszegia hungarica, 1311 nucleotides. RefSeq names its product putative xylitol dehydrogenase. Gene Ontology annotation, molecular function: zinc ion binding; L-iditol 2-dehydrogenase (NAD+) activity. Gene Ontology annotation, biological process: D-sorbitol catabolic process. The transcript has 7 exons. Bases 1 to 1311 code for a protein of 436 amino acids. The record is from RefSeq and is a predicted model, not a curated record. NCBI's taxonomy places the organism in Eukaryota, Fungi, Basidiomycota, Tremellomycetes, Tremellales, Bulleribasidiaceae.